GGUUCGAAUAAACAUUUUGGCUCUAAAAAGAAAUAAAAUUAAAAUGAAGCGGUAGUUUCCACUUUUCAGCACCGCCCCUUCCCCGUUUCCAAUUGCUUCCACGAUUCUGUUUGCCGAUGAAUUUCGAGCAGAGAUUAAUCGCUGCGGCGAAGUUUGUCUACGCCGGUGAUUCAGUUGCCGAUGAUCCGCCGGUCAACUCCGUUGACUUCGGAGUCGAAGCGGCUCUUAAACCUCACCAAGUUGAAGGAGUCUCAUGGCUCGUCCGAAGAUACCUUCUCGGCGUCAACGUCAUUCUCGGGGAUGAGAUGGGAUUGGGGAAGACUUUGCAAGCUAUAUCAUUGCUGAGCUACUUGAAAGUCUAUCUAAAGACUCCUGGACCAUUCUUGGUACUCUGUCCUCUUAGCGUGACGGAUGGUUGGAUGUCUGAAAUGGCCAAUUUUGCCCCAAAAUUGAGAGUGCUAUCCUAUACUGGAGACAAGGAGCAUCGGUGCAACUUACGUAGGAAGAUAUAUGAGAGUAUGAACAGGGAGGCGUCGGUUGCAAAAUCACUACCUUUUGAUGUGCUUUUAACUACUUACGACAUAGUAUUACUUGAUGAAGAUUUUCUAUCCCAAGUUCCAUGGUGUUAUGCAAUAAUUGACGAAGCACAAAGGCUCAAGAAUCCAUCUAGUGUCCUGUAUAAUGUGCUCAAAGAGCGUUUUGUUAUGCCAAGGAAAUUGCUGAUGACUGGCACACCCAUACAAAACAACCUUUCUGAGCUUUGGGCUCUUUUGCACUUUUGUAUGCCUUCAGUUUUUGGAACAGUGGAGCAGUUCCUCUCUGCAUUCAAGGAAGCUGGAGAUCCAUCAUGUCCUGAUGCAGACAAAGCUAAGGAACAAUUCAAAAUUUUGAAAUAUGUAAUAGGGGCGUUUAUGCUCCGACGAACUAAAUCUCAGCUUAUCGAGUUGGGGACUCUUGUGCUGCCUCCUCUAACUGAGAUCACUGUGAUGGCACCACUGGUGGCCCUGCAAAAGAAGGUAUAUAUGUCCAUACUAAGGAAGGAGCUAUCUCAGCUGCUAGCACUUGCUUCUGGUGCACCCAAUACCCGGUCGUUGCAGAAUAUUGUAAUUCAACUACGAAAAGCAUGUAGUCAUCCUUACCUUUUUGCUGGUAUAGAACCGGAACCAUAUGAAGAGGGAGAACACCUGGUUCAGGCUAGCGGCAAGCUGCUAAUAUUGGAUCAUCUUCUUCAAAAACUUCAUGCUUGUGGACACAGGGUUCUUCUUUUCUCUCAGAUGACUCAAACACUUGAUAUACUGCAGGAUUAUCUGGAAUUGAGGAAGUAUUCUUAUGAGCGUCUUGAUGGUUCAAUUCGUGCGGAAGAGCGCUUUGCUGCAAUCAGGAGCUUUAGUCAUAAUAGAUCAAAGUUUGAAGCUGAACAAAAUGCAGCAUUUGUUUUCUUGAUUUCAACAAGAGCUGGUGGAGUUGGGUUGAAUCUUGUGGCUGCUGAUACAGUCAUAUUUUACGAGCAAGAUUGGAAUCCUCAGGUAGACAAGCAGGCCUUGCAACGUGCUCACCGAAUUGGUCAAACAAACCACGUGUUAUCUAUAAAUUUAGUCACAGAGCAGUCAGUGGAGGAGGUUAUCAUGCGUAGAGCUCAACGGAAAUUACAGCUUAGUCACAACAUUGUAGGAGAUGAUGUCUUGGAUCAGGAAGGGAAAGAGAUGGCAGGAGCUGAAGCUGGUGACUUGCGAUCUGUUAUGCUUGGCUUGCAUAUGCUAGAUCCCGCAGAAGUAACCAAUGAAGAAUCAGAUAAAUUUGAUAGGAAUGAAUUGACUGCAAUGGCAGAAACAAUUAUGGCGUUUCGCAAUAAAGAACGUUCAGCUAGAGAUGACAAGUUUGAGGUUAAGCCAGCUAACUUCUUAAGUGAUUUAAUGUGGUUACGAAAAGGGGUCCAGAGUCUGUUAAGCUUGCCUGAAGAAAAACAUCUAAAAGCUGAAGCUGCAAAGAAGAAGGUAGAGGAGGAGAAAAUGUCAAAAUGGGAGACUCUUGGAUACCACUCCUUAUCGGUCAAAGAUCCUGUAUCAGCUCCUGAUACUGAUAUCUCCUCUGAUUCUGGAGCCGUUCACUUUGUUUACGGGGACUGUACCCGUCCUUCUAAAGUGUCUUCAUCAGAGCCGACCAUCAUAUUCAGCUGUGUUGAUACAUCAGGAAACUGGGGUCAUGGGGGUAUGUUUGAUGCAUUGGCAAGACUGUCAACUAGUGUACCUGCAGCGUAUGAACGAGCUUCUGAAUUUGGUGAUCUUCAUCUAGGCGAUCUCCAUCUUAUAGAGAUCACAGAGGAUCUAGCUAAGGGCAGUGGUUCACCUCAUGCUUCUCAAUGGGUAGCUUUGGCUGUUGUGCAGUCUUACAACCCUAGGCGCAAAGUCCCACGCGGCAGUAUCUCCAUCCCCGACUUGGAGAGAUGUCUGUCAAAGGCAUCGUAUUCAGCUGCUCAGAAGUCCGCAUCGAUCCACAUGCCAAGAAUCGGUUAUCAGGAUGGUUCUGACAGGUCAGAAUGGUAUACAAUUGAACGUCUGCUGCGGAAGUAUGCUGCUCUCCAUGGCAUAAAUAUUUUUGUGUAUUAUUUCCGACGUGCAUCUCAGAGCUAAGAGAUGGAUACCAUCGGUGUUCCAUCAGCAAUUGGACAACAUCAGGGAACAGUCUCAUUAGUGCAGAUUGACCUCAUGCAGCAUGAAGUUGGCCUUUGAUCAGGACGUGAGGUAAGCAAUGACAAUUUGAUGUAGAAACCUCCUUAAACAAUCUAAUCAAUGGUUUGGUAUCUAGAAGUUGUUUGUACAACUCAGCCAUACUAGGUUACCUUGUCAAUAUUUGUAACUUAUCGCUUAACUAUGCUAAAAUUAAUUUGGUUUGGUGCAAAACACUGGUGUGAAUUA
This is a messenger RNA of Solanum lycopersicum (tomato), 2915 nucleotides long. Its product is annotated as probable helicase CHR10. Lineage: Eukaryota; Viridiplantae; Streptophyta; Magnoliopsida; Solanales; Solanaceae. Gene Ontology annotation, biological process: DNA repair; chromatin remodeling. The record is from RefSeq and is a predicted model, not a curated record. Gene Ontology annotation, molecular function: DNA helicase activity; ATP-dependent chromatin remodeler activity; ATP binding.